AUGGCCUUUUUAACUGCAACACGCCGGUCUCCUUGGGCCUUGCAGACCACUUCUUCUACAAGAAAGAUUGCUACAAAAAGUAUUAAUCCAUGGACACUAUCCCGAGCAAUAACUGAAAGGAGUCAUAUUCGGCCAUUAGCAAGCAAUUAUUAUUAUUUAACUGGCAAAUCAAACCAAAAUCGAAGUUAUUAUGACCUCACCACUAGUAAGGAAGGCCAGAAUAUUGAUUUAUAUUCAAGAUCCUAUUCGAAGCAAUUAAGAUUCCGUCACGAUCUUUGCCCAACGAAAUUAUAUACUUUCACUAAUGUUACAAUCAGUCUAAGGCAAUCGCUAGCUCCUGCUUUACCCAUUACAUCAACUUCGCUGUCAUUUAAUAGUUUACCACACAAUCGAAUACAGCGUAAAUCUUUACAUAUUUCACCUAAUUUGUGCGCCUCGCUCGAUGAGGAAGAAUCCAUUGUCGAGAAAUCUGUCAAAUCGUUAAAAGAACGAAAAAUUGCUGUAUCAAAAACUGCAGUCGUCGGUGGUGUAAGCGAAACUGGGCACAUUGACACUAAUACUAAAGACAUGGUCACAAAGCCAUCAUUAUUGGAGAGGAUAAAAUCUGAAGUAUUACACUAUUAUAACGGAUUUCGAUUAUUGGCAAUAGAUAUAAAAGUAGCUUCUCGGUUGCUAUGGAAAAGUCUUAAUGGCAAUUCUUUAAGUAGACGUGAAAGAAAACAGUUUACUAGGACAGUAUCAGAUAUUUUUCGCCUUCUACCAUUCUCAAUAUUUAUAAUUGUACCAUUCAUGGAAGUAUUGCUGCCGGUUGCAAUUAAACUUUUUCCAAAUAUGUUACCCAGUACAUUCGAGGACAAGGAGAAAAGGGAUGAAAAGCGAAGGAAACAACUCAAUGUUAAGCUGGAAAUGGCAAAAUUCUUACAAGAUACAAUUGAAGAGAUGGCGGUAUCUAAAAAGAUACAAUCAAAAGAUUCGGCACAAAGUUUGGUGACAUUUUUUCAAGAUAUACGAUCCAGUGGAACUCAAGCGUCUAAUGAAGAUAUUAUUAAAUAUUCCAAGUUUUUUAAGAAUGAAUUAACUCUCGAUAGCAUGUCCAGAUUACAACUUGUAGCAUUGUGUAGAUUAUUACUAAUAACCCCGUAUGGAACGGAUAACCUCCUACGCUUUCAACUUAGACUCAAACUUAGGCAACUAAAAUCAGACGACAUGCUAAUCCGGAAAGAAGGUAUAGAUUCACUAAAUGCAGCAGAAUUGCAGUCUGCUUGUCAAGCUAGAGGAAUGCGUGCAAUUGGUGUAUCAGUUCAAAGAUUGAAAUCUCAGUUAUCUCAGUGGCUUGAGUUGCACCUUGAGAAAGAGAUUCCAACAUCAUUGUUACUACUAUCUCGAGCCCUUUACCUACCUGAACAUUUAUCUGCUUCUGACGCCCUUAAAGCCACAUUAUCUAAAUUGCCUGAAAGCAUGGUCGAUAAAGCGGGUGUCGAGGUAGCUGAAGUAGAAGGUGAUUUAAUUGAUCAUGGAAGAAAGUUAGAAGUUAUCAAACAUGAAGAGGAGCUUAUCGCAAAAGAAGAAGAUGAAAAGAAGAAGGAAGAGGAAGAAAAGAUGAAGGAAAAGGAAACUUUAUCUACUGCGACUGACGAUUCUUCACAAGAAGUCGUUCAGAAGGAAGUGCUUAAGGAUACUAUCCCCAGUGUGAAAAUUAGUACCAAAGAGGAGGACAAGAUCUCUAAGGAAGAAUUAAUCGAAGUGAGCAAAGCUAUUUCUGAACUUUCUGAAACUUCUCCGUUGUCGACAGAGAAGGAAUUGCUACAAGAAUUGAAAGAAGAUAGGGAAGAGUACAAAGAGGAUGUCGAUGAAUUAGUAGAUCUUGGCAAGGAUGAUCAAGUUGAAGAGUCAAUCAGUUCUAAGCGCCUUGGUAGAAGGCUUGAUAGGAUCAUCACAGAUAUACAAGGAAAAAUUAGCAAGUUAGAGGAAAAAAGCAAGCAAAAGAGUAACCGAUCUCUUUUCGCUAGGUUACGUGGUGACGUAAGGGGAGAUGGAAUCGUAACUACGCAGGAGCUGGUAAUGGCUAUCAUGGCUUCAAAAGACAAACCUGACUACGAUAAAAUCAAAAAGAUAGCCGAAAUAUUUGAUGAAAAUCAUGAUGGCUCUGUUGAGAUAAGCGACAUAAGAAAGACGAUCGAAGUAAUUUCAGAAGAAGGAGUAGAUUUAAAAGCAGAUCAGAUAACAAAUAUUGUUAGGCUGUUAAAGGAAGCCGAAGUUGCUAACAAAGAAAGUGAAUCUUCAGAAGCAGUUUAA
Messenger RNA from Trichoplax adhaerens, 2295 nucleotides. RefSeq lists its product as uncharacterized. Gene Ontology annotation, cellular component: mitochondrial inner membrane. Gene Ontology annotation, biological process: intracellular monoatomic cation homeostasis. Bases 1 to 2295 code for a protein of 764 amino acids. Lineage: Eukaryota; Metazoa; Placozoa; Uniplacotomia; Trichoplacea; Trichoplacidae. The record is from RefSeq and is a predicted model, not a curated record. Gene Ontology annotation, molecular function: calcium ion binding; ribosome binding. The transcript has 14 exons.